CGCUAGGGGGCGCCGCGCGGGAGGCGGGCGCGUCUGUCCCGAAGCCGCGCGGUUCGGUGGGUGGCCAUGACGGUGCCAACGCGUGGCCUGUCGCUGCUCCGCUGCCGAGUGGGCCGCGUGCGGGCGCCGGGGCCGCUGGGAGUCCGGGGCUUUCGGAGCAGCGGCGUGAGGCAUGAUGCCUUUGUCAUCUCAGGCACUGAAAUGGCCAAACAAAUCCAGAAAGAGAUAGCGCGAGGUGUGGAAUCCUGGGUUUCCCUGGGGAACAGAAGACCUCACCUCAGUAUCAUCUUAGUGGGAGAUAAUCCUGCUAGUCACACGUACGUCAGGAAGAAGAUCACGGCUGCGUCUGCCGUAGGUAUCUGCAGUGAGAUUAUUCUCAAACCCAAGGAUGUUCUUCAGGAAGAACUUCUAGACAUAACUGAUCAAUUGAACGCAGACCCAAGAGUCAGUGGUAUAUUAGUUCAGCUACCGCUGCCUGAUCAUGUGGACGAGCGAACAGUAUGCAAUGCAAUUGCCCCAGAAAAAGAUGUCGAUGGCUUUCAUAUUAUCAAUAUUGGAAGGCUGUGCCUCGAUCAGCCUUGCCUCGUACCUGCCACUGCCGGUGCUGUCUGGGAAAUAAUCAGAAGAACAGGAAUUGAAACUUUUGGGAAAAAUGUGGUGGUGGCUGGAAGAUCCAAGAACGUAGGGAUGCCCAUUGCCAUGCUUUUACACACGGAUGGAGACCAUGAACGGCCAGGAGGUGAUGCAACUGUGACAAUAGCUCACAGAUACACCCCCAGAGAACAAUUAAAGAUCCACACACAGUUGGCUGAUGUUAUCAUAGUAGCUGCAGGUGUUCCAAAGCUGAUUACAUCUGAUAUGGUUAAAGAUGGUGCUGCUGUAAUUGACGUGGGUAUCAAUUAUAUCCCUGACCCUGUGACGGGAAAGACAAAAUUAGUCGGAGAUGUGGACUUUGAAGCGGUUAAGAAGAAGGCCAGCUUUAUCACCCCGGUUCCGGGAGGCGUGGGGCCCGUGACAGUGGCGAUGCUUCUGAAGAACACCCUGCUGGCAGCCAGAAAAGUCAUUUAUUAGAUCCCACGAGAGAGUGAAGCGCAUUGAAAUCACGCCAUUUAUUUCACGAAUAGCAAUACCUUUAUAUUUUACUACAGAACUAUUUAUUCGUACAUCAUAUUUAUUUUUUCAUUUGUGGGAAUCAUUGCAGAUCAGCGGACUCACCCAAUUUUAUGCAUUUCCGGCAAAUGGAUUUUGAGUUUUAGAAAAAAUACAAAGCAGCAUCGAUGAACAGUGUUGAUAUUUGUUUAUUCUGUGAAUACUAUCUGUCCAUAACAAUAAAACAACAAAGGGCUCAUAGGAAAUGAAUGUAUUUUUGACACAAUUAAUUAUCACAGUGAGUUUUCAGCAAUUUUUUUUAAGAAGCCGAUGGGCAUUCAUAUAAGAUACAAUUUUUUUCGUUAGCCUGCCCAAUAUGUACAUAUCUUAUAUUUUACAACAUACAUUAAAAAAAGACCUUACGUGCUAAAAGAAAUAUGAAGUAGUAAAAUAAAUUCAUGAUCUCAUAGAUGUCCUAAGUUUAUCCUAUAGGGUUAUACUAAAGAGAAACAGUGUUCUACUUUAGGAAUGAAAAAUACAUAAGGAAGGCAAAAACUGCAGUGCUGCUUGGAAAGCAAAUGAUGAUUUCAGUUGUGAAUAACUAUCAUAGUAAAAAUGUAAUCAGAAUGCGUUAGGUUUAUAUGUAAUUUUCUUUGUUUUUCCAGAAAAAUAUUUGGGCAAUGCCUUUGUUUAGAAAAAAAUAUCCAAAAUAUAUAUAAAUACAAACUAAGAUUGGCACUUUUUACUCAAAUAUUCAGAAAGUUUGAUGUAGGGACAGAGAGGUAGUACAGAGGUUAAAACAGUUCCCUUGCACAUGGCUGUCCCCUGUCCAUCUUUGGCAUCACAUAUAGUCCCCCAAGGACUGCCAGGAGUAUCAUCCCUUAACACACCAAGAGAUAUGAUCCUGUGCCCUCCUCCCCCCCCCCCACCAUACACACACUCUAGAAGAAAGAUACAAGGUAGCAUGAUUGAGGACUUCAUUAAAAGUUGUUUCUGUUUGUUUUUCAAAUCAUAAAUUUAAUGGAUAAACUUGACUCUUCGAUUAUGACAAAGCUAAGCCUUAGGAGAUGACUAAAAUUCUACUGCUCUGUUGUCCAAAAUCCUUUCUUCUUCUUUCUUAUUGUAGCUUUUGCUUCUCAAAGUAUGUGCUCUACUUAUAAUAACAAUUUAAAUUAGAAGUACUUGUGCAUUUCAGCUGAAGAGUCUUUUGAGACGACUCUAUUCAUGUUCUUUCAUGCCCCUGACCCAGUUUGUUUCUGAACUAAAAAUGAUUCUUACCAAGGCAUGUCUUCACCAGUGUGUACUUUUGAUCAUGCGUGUGAAAUAGACUAGAUGUUUAUAACGAAUAAUAUUUCAACUGAAUAAUAAAAGCAUUUUGAAGGAG
Messenger RNA from Sorex araneus (European shrew), 2473 nucleotides. RefSeq names its product methylenetetrahydrofolate dehydrogenase (NADP+ dependent) 2 like (gene MTHFD2L). Gene Ontology annotation, biological process: tetrahydrofolate interconversion. The transcript is spliced from 8 exons. The coding region runs from base 67 to 1071 and encodes 334 amino acids. Gene Ontology annotation, cellular component: mitochondrion. The record is from RefSeq and is a predicted model, not a curated record. Gene Ontology annotation, molecular function: methenyltetrahydrofolate cyclohydrolase activity; methylenetetrahydrofolate dehydrogenase (NADP+) activity; methylenetetrahydrofolate dehydrogenase (NAD+) activity. Lineage: Eukaryota; Metazoa; Chordata; Mammalia; Eulipotyphla; Soricidae.